UGGCCAUCGUCAUUACAUUUGCGAAGAGCGACAUCUCGUUCUCGGCACCCGCGUACAGGGGAACGUAUGCCAAUCUCCAACACAUCCUGCCCGUUCUGAUGGUAUGAAGGACAGUUCCCUGCCAGAAUCUCUCCCACAGCAAUACCAAUAGAACCAGAAGGCGGCGAAUCCGUCUGAACGGGGCGGCGUAUCGAUAUUCCACAGCCAUAAGCAGUGCGAGACGUCCUAUAUGAAACAAGGCAGGUCUCGUCAGCUUCUCCGAAGUACGGAAUGUCGAGUCACCCAACGGCCUCGCCCGCGCAUGAAGCCCGCACCAUCAACUUCUGCUGCGCUCGCAGGCCGAUAGACCGUUCGACAAGGCCCAUGGACUCCGUUCAGCAAUACACCAACGAGCCAAUGCUGCUGCUUUCCCGCACCGAAUCUGACUUGCGCAUGCUGGUCUCUCGCGCAUCGGCCACUCGAAACAGCACUGUCGCCUCCCUGGCACACUCUCCACUCACCGAGUACGCCUGCCAAGCUCCCAGGCUAUCGCUCUACCAGCGCGCGUUCUUUAAUGAACGCGAACGAGCCCAUCACGCGCUUCUUUCGCCUGCAUCGAAACUUCGCCGACGGUCGCAUUAAUAAAAUUUCGGGGGACAUAUCAUUCAAGGAAACUCACACUGCUGACAGAAGGAGGUCCCCAGAUCACGCCACGGAAGGUUGGGUCACGGGCUGGUGCGGUUGCAAGGCAUAAAUGAUGGGGCACGGAGAUGAGAUUCGGCACCUCUCUCCGCCCCUCAUCUCCUCCCUUCCUCAACCGUCCUUCACGAGCACGCCGCCUAGCUCUCCGCUCACUACCGCUGACGACCGCGAACGACCGUCUCAGGAUCGACCGGGCGCAACAUGCCCGUACUGGUGCGU
Laetiporus sulphureus 93-53 is the source of this 900-nucleotide messenger RNA. RefSeq lists its product as uncharacterized. The transcript has 4 exons. The coding region runs from base 271 to 621 and encodes 116 amino acids. The record is from RefSeq and is a predicted model, not a curated record. Lineage: Eukaryota; Fungi; Basidiomycota; Agaricomycetes; Polyporales; Laetiporaceae.